This is a messenger RNA of Engraulis encrasicolus (European anchovy), 8267 nucleotides long. RefSeq names its product protein transport protein Sec31A-like. The record is from RefSeq and is a predicted model, not a curated record. The coding region runs from base 207 to 6449 and encodes 2080 amino acids. Gene Ontology annotation, cellular component: endoplasmic reticulum exit site; COPII vesicle coat. NCBI's taxonomy places the organism in Eukaryota, Metazoa, Chordata, Actinopteri, Clupeiformes, Engraulidae. Gene Ontology annotation, molecular function: structural molecule activity; protein binding. Gene Ontology annotation, biological process: endoplasmic reticulum to Golgi vesicle-mediated transport; COPII-coated vesicle cargo loading; intracellular protein transport. The transcript is spliced from 30 exons.
UUGAUGGAGCUGAGCUUCAGCACAGUGGGGACGUGGAACACACAGCUCCCCUACUAGCCGGGAGACCCGCUACCUGCUAGUUGGCUAGCCCUCUGCCAGCACUACAGACCCGAGACGAAAUAGAGCAAAACGAUUGAUUAAAGUUUUGGACCCGUGCUUGCCGCAUCCGUUAUAGUGAAUGCGAGAGCAGGGAGCAGGCUGACAGGAUGAAGCUGAAAGAGAUCACCCGCACAGCUAUCCAGGCCUGGAGCCCAGCCCAACAGCACCCAAUCUACCUGGCCACAGGCACCUCUGCCCAGCAGCUAGAUGCCAGCUUCAGCACCAGUGCGUCCCUGGAGAUCUUCCAGCUGGAUCUGGCCGACCCAUCACUCGAUAUGAAGACCAGCGGCACACACACAACGCCACACAGGUAUCAUAAGAUGGUGUGGGGGCCGCACGGCGUGGGCUCGGACGGGCUGCCGUCGGGCGUGCUCAUCACGGGCGGCGAGAACGGCAACAUCAUCCUGUACGACGCGGCCAAGAUCAUGGCCGGCAGCAGCGACGUGGUGAUCGACCAGAGCAGCAAGCACACCGGCCCCGUCAAGGGACUCGACGUCAACAACUUCCAGUCCAACCUGUUUGCGUCGGGAGGAAACGAGUCGGAGAUCUACAUCUGGGACCUCAACUCCUUCAGCACCCCCAUGACACCAGGACCCAAAACACAGCCCCUGGAGGACGUGAGCUGCGUGGCGUGGAACUGUCAGGUUCAGCACAUCCUGGCGUCCGCGAGCCCCAGCGGCCGAGCGUCCAUCUGGGACCUGCGCAAGAACGACCUCAUCAUCAAAGUCAGCGACCACAGCAACAGGAUGCAUUGUUCGGGGCUGGCCUGGCACCCGGAGGUGGCGACCCAGCUGGUGGUGGCGUCGGAGGACGACCGCAUGCCCGUCAUCCAGAUGUGGGACCUGCGCUUCGCCACCUCGCCCCUCAAAGUGCUCGAGAACCACACCAGAGGUGUGUUGGCUAUCGCCUGGAGCCUGGCGGAUCCAGAGCUGCUGCUGAGCUGCGGCAAAGACAACCGCAUCCUGUGCUGGAACCCCAACACAGCAGAGGUUCUGUAUGAGCUGCCUACGAGUACGCAGUGGUGCUUUGACAUCCAGUGGUGCCCCAGGAACCCAGCGGUGCUCUCGGCCGCCUCCUUUGACGGCCACAUCAGCAUCUACUCCAUCAUGGGCGGGGGCAACGACGCCGUCAGCACCAAGCAAGCAGACUCGAUAAGCACGUCGUUCGGUAACAUGGAUCCGUUUGGGACGGGCCAAGCGCUGCCCCCUCUGCAGAUCCCUCAGGCCGCCCCCACCAACGCCACCUUCACCCCCCUCAAGAAACCCCCCAAGUGGAUCCGCAGACCCGUGGGGGCCUCGUUUGCAUUUGGUGGCAAGCUGGUGUCGUUGGAGAACGGCAAGCCUCCAGCGCAGCAGCAGCAGCAGCCAUCAGCACCACCACGCGUGGUGCACGUCAGCCAGGUCGUCACGGAGACAGACUUUCUGGAACGCUCCGCCCAUCUGCAGGCCACACUAAGCGCCGGCACCUUCGCCGAGUUCUGCCAGGCCAAGAUCGAGGCAGCGCCCAGCGAGUUCGAGAAGGCUGUCUGGUCCUUCCUGAAGGUGAACUUUGAGGAUGACAGCAGGGGAAAGUACCUGGACUUGCUGGGGUAUAAAAAAGAGGAGCUGGCAUUGAAGAUUGCAGAAGCUCUUGAGAAGAAAGAGUCUCAGCCAGAAGAGGCAGCACCUGAGCCUGUAGAGUGCCUAGACUCUCAGCCCGAUCCAGAACCAGAGCCUGAACCAGAACCCCAGCCCGAGGCAGAACCAGCUCCCCCACAGCCCGAGUCCGAGCCCAUUCCACCAGUCAUGGCUGCAUUCGACUUCCCAGCAGACUCCUUCUCUGUUUCUGAGCCUUUUGUGAUGAAUCAGCUCCAUCAACCCGAGGUGGUGCCUGAACCCCUGCCAGAGCAGCCAGCAGCAGCGAACUUGACCGGCUUUGUACCUGAACCAGAACUUGUACCUCAGCCUCCUUCCGUGGUGGCGGACCCUGUUACGCUACCAGAAGUUCAGGCAGAGCUCGCACCUGAACCUGAAGCUCAAGUGGAAUGUAGGACAGAAGUUCUGGAAUCGCCGACGGCACCGGCGGAAUUGCAGCUCACACCAGAGCCACAGGCACAAGAAGAAGUCUCAACCGAACCUCAAGUAGCAGAUGUCGUUCCUGAAGCUCCGAUUGUACAUGCAGAUGUCCAGCCAGUAGAACCACCACCUUCAGUUGAAACGUCUCCACCCCAAGCAGGACCUGUGGAACCAGCUCCUCAAGCAGCUCCUCUAGAACAGACUUUUGUACCGGCUCCUCUGGAAGCAUUCUCUGCAGCAGCAGUUCCGGAAGCAUUCGCCACAGCAGCAAUUCCGGAAGCAUUCGCUACAGCAGCAAUUCCGGAAGCAUUCGCCACAGCAGCGGUUCCAGAAGCAUUCUCCACAGCUGCAAUUCCGGAAGCAUUCGCUACAGCAGCGGUUCCAGAAGCAUUCUCUGCAGCAGCAAUUCCAGAAGCAUUUGCUACAGCAGCAGUUCCAGAAGCAUUCUCUGCAGCAGCGGUUCCAGAAGCAUUCUCUGCUCUUCCAGAUCCCUCCCUUCAAGCCUUCAAUCAAACCCUGGACCCCACCUUACAGACGAUUCCACUGGACUCCUUCCCCACACUCCCAGGUCAGCUGAUGCCUCAGACAUUGCCGCCAGUAGAUCUCCAGGGCUCUGUGCCAGUGCUUGCACCCCCCACUGAUAUGAUGCAGCCUGUGUCUUUAUUCACCCCUCCCACGGGACUACAGCAAUCUGUCCCUUUAUUUGCACCACCUACAUUAGUCGGGUCUCUGGCUCCAGCGCCACCAUUUGGUGCCCUACCAGGUCAGCAGCCCCCCUCUGUGGACCCUGGGCUGUUCUUCACCCCUGGCCCCUUGGAGGCAGCUGCUGCUCCUCCACCAGUUGCUCAAAACUUUGGCCUGGCUGCCCCGUUCAGUGACCCAUUUGCCCAGGUCUUGCCACCAGGGUCUCAGCCUCCUCCGAGAGGUGUAUGUGCACUGCAAGGUGGUGGCCCGCCGCCUGUGCUUGACGUUGGUGCAAGCCUCAUCUUACCGCCUUCACCUGCUGCUGGUGUACCUGCACCUGUACCUCAAUUCAUACCUGUACCUGAACCUGUGCCCGGUGUGAACAUGCCACCUUUACCUCAGCCUGUACCUCCUCCCACCACUGGCAUACCACCUCUACCCAACGCUAUUCCUACUGUUGACACAACACCUCUCCUCGCCAUCCCAGACCCCACCACACUACCUGUUGGCUUGCCACCUGUGAUUCCUGUACCCGAGUGCAUACGUGGUAUAGGCCUGUCAUCUCCACCUGAAGUGCCUGUAGCUGACCCGUGUGCUCCAGUGCCCCUGCAGCCACCGGUGCCCAGCCUUGUGCCAGAGGUUCCAGUCAUGCAGGCACCUGUUUCUGAACCAGAGGCCGCUCCUGUACCUGGUCCUGGUCCCGUACCUGUGCCUGGACCUGAGGCUGUGCAGGAUCCACUUGGGGGGGAACUGCAGGUGGCAGGCGCCCCGGCCCCCUCAGCGGAGGACGGAACCCUGCAGGAGGUGGCACAAGAGGCGGCGCCAGGGGCUUGGGAGGUUGAGGAGGACUUGGAGCUAGAACCUGAACUGGAAAUGGUUCCGGAACCGGAACCUGAGCCUCAACCGGUACUGGAGGCCGCAGUGGAUCCAGAGAUGGAGAUGGAGAAAGAGGAAGAAGUGGAUGAAGAUCCUGAUGUUCUGGUGGAGGAAACCAUGGAGGAGGACCCUGAGGAGGAGGAGGAGGCGGAGGCGGAGGCGGCAACCAUGGAACUUCCAGAAGCUGCUGCAGCGGAACCGGAACCUGCAGCACCUGCUGUAGAACCCGCUGCGCCUGCUGCGGAACCCCUUGCAGCUGCUGUGGAACCCCCUGCGGCUGCUGCCCCUGCUGCCCCUCCCGCUGCUCCAGAACCGGUCCUCAAAGUCAGCAAAGAUAUAGAUGGCCUCAUCACUCAGGCGUUGCUCACUGGCGACUUUGCGAGUGCCGUGGAGCUCUGUAUCCAUGACAACCGGAUGGCGGACAGCAUCAUCCUGGCCAUCGCGGGCGGCCCAGAGCUCCUGGAGAGGACGCAGAAGAAGUACUUCCUGAAGACCCAGACCAAAAUCACCAAGUUGAUCAGUGCGGUGGUGAUGUCGGACUGGCUGGAUAUUCUGGAGACCUGCGACCUGCACAGCUGGAGGGAGGCUCUGGCAGCGGUCAUGACUUACGCCAAGCCCGAGGAGUUCGCAUCUCUAUGUGGUCUGCUGGGCUCCAGACUGGAGCAGGCGGAGGAGGUGGCUCUGCAGGCCCAGGCCUGCCUGUGCUACAUCUGUGCGGGCAGCCUGGAGAAGCUGGUGUCCUGCUGGACCAAAGCCCAGGAGAGCCACUCUCCACUCUCACUGCAGGACCUGGUGGAGAAGGUGGUGGUGCUGCGGCAGGCGGUGGAGCGUACGCACGGGCAGCAGGCGUCGGCAGUGGGCGCGGCGCUGGCGCAGAAGAUGAGCCAGUAUGCUAACCUGCUAGCCUCGCAGGGCAGCCUGGAGACCGCCCUCUCUUACCUGCCCGAGAACACCAACCAGGAGGUGGUGGAGCGUCUUCGUGAGCGUCUGAGCAGAGCUCUGGGUCACCACCAGGCUGCCCCAGCUGUAGCGGCAGUAGCCCCCCAGGCAGCCCCCUCCGCUGCUGCCGCACCCGUCCAGAACGCCCACCCCCACCCCCACCAACCAGUGCCACCCGCGGCCACUCCGGCGGCGCCAGCCUACGCCUUCAACCCACACUCCGCACAGCAGCCCGCUGUGCCCGCCCCGGCACCUGCCGCGCCCCAGUAUUACCAGCCGGUCAGGUCUGCCUCCACAGUCACUUCCUGGAGUAAUCAAACCCCCACCGCCCUCCCCAGCGCCCCCCGCCCUCCACUAGGCCCCACCCCCCAACCAAAGGUGGAUCCUGGGAUGCCUCCAUUUGGCCAUCAGCCUGCCAUGGCGGCUGUCCCUCCACCGGCCUCCUCAGCUCCAGCCUACGUCUCACAGCAGUACCAGAUGCACCAUGCAGCCUUUCCCCCUGCUCCUCCUCAUUAUAAUCCAGGCGUGGGAGCACCUCCUCCCCCCAUCUACAACCCUCUCCAGUACUCCUCUUCACCUCCUUCUCAUCCUCCUCUUCCUCACUCCUCCUCCUCGCCCUCCUCCUCUCCCUCCUCCGCCUACCCUCCUCACUACAUGCCCCCAGGCGCCCCCUACCCGCCAGGUCCAAUGCCCGCGUACCCCUCCCACCCUCAUCAUCAGCACCAUCAUCAUCCUCAGCAUCCUCCUCCUCAUCAUCAUCUUCAUCCUCACUCGCUCCCCUCUCCUCCCGCGGCCUCAGUGGCUCCUUCUUUCCCCUCUCCUCCUCUGGCCUCCUCUGCUUCCUACAAUGCAUCCGCUGCUGCUGCAUCUCCUCUUCCUCCUCCUCCUCCUCCUCAUGCUCCUCAUGCCGUGGGUGGAGGGUCGUACCAGCAGGGGGGAGGUGCGGGCUCCCCUGUGUCCCCCCUGCCCCCCCCACCACCGCACGGAGCCUCAGGUACUGAACAGAACGCCACACUCCUACUACCCACAUCACCGACACUCCCAGCACCAGACACCCAGCAACAGCACCCAGAUCUGGGGCCUGCCUCACAAAGAACAGGACCUCAGAAUGGAUGGAAUGACCCACCCAACCUGACCAGAGUCCCUAAGAAGAAGAAGGUACAGGAUAACUACACUCCUCCUGCCCCCAUCACGGCCCCCAUCUUCUCUCCUCUAGGGGAGCCACAGCCCCCCGCGGGCCCCCCUCAGCCCUUCCAGCCCGGCAUGCCUCCACAGCAGCAGGCCCCAUACAAUCCCCUCCAGCAGCAGCAGCCUCCGCAGCAGCAGCAGCAGCAGCACCCCCAGAUGCCCGCCACCGGCCCCCCCAGCAUGCCCCACCGGAACGUGGAGGGGGCCCCCGGAGCCCCCACUGGGGCCCUCAUCCAGCCUCCACAGAGGACGGUAGUGGAGAAGGUGAGCAAGAAGCCGAUUCCUGAAGAGCACAUGGUUCUGAAGAACACCUUCGAGGCCGUCGUACAGAAAUGCCUGGCCGCCGCCUCCGACCCGCAAACCAAGAGGAAGCUGGAGCAGGCCAACAAACGGCUGGAGCUGCUCUACGACAAACUCAGGGAGCAGAGCCUGUCGGCGGCCAUCGUGGGCGGUCUGCACAACAUGGCGCGCAGCAUGGAGACGCGUGCGUACGCCGAGGGCCUCUCCAUCCACACGCACAUCGUGACCAGCAGCAACUUCAGCGAGAUCUCCUCCUUCAUGCCCGUGCUCAAGGUGCUGCUCACCGAGGCCAACAAGCUGGGAGUGUGAAACAGGAGGAACUGACACACACACACACACACACACACACACACACACACACACACACAGCAUCUUACCGAGGCCAACAAGUUGGGAGUGUGAAACAGGAGGAACUGAACUGGCAUACACACACACACACACACACACACACACACACACACACACACACACACACACACACACACACACACACACAUACACAACACACACACACACACACAGCAGCUUACCGAGGCCAACAAGCUGGGAGUGUGAACUGACACAUACACAGCAGGAGCACACACACACACACAAGACAUACAUACUGUACGGGAAUACUAUCAACCACACACUCACCUCGUAUGCAGGCAUUUGCGUUCAGAUUCAUCUCUUAGGAGAAAAAGGGUGAAAAUAUAAAGUAAACAUGGGAACACCUGCACACAUGCAUUUACUGUAUGUGUGCACAUGUCACAUACUAUACAAACACUCAUAUGCCACCGCUGUUAAUGCAAAAAAGCAGUCCAAUACACACACACACACACACACACACACACACACACACACACACACACACACACACACACACACACACACACACACACACACUUGCUGCCACUUGAUCUACCAGUGUUAACGUAACCCUAGUCUAAGCCAUGGCAGUCCUGAUGCUCACAGUGCCUGAGCGUCAGGUCUCGGGACCAAGAGUCUGACCGUUUGCCAGUCUUACAAUCCACCGAGAUUUUAUACCACACCUCAGACAUGCGUCUUGUCUGUUUGUAUGUCUUCUUUUACUGUUUUUAUUUUUGUUUGUUUUAUUUUUUUAUUUUUGUUUUUAUUUCCGUUCUCGUUUUUUCAUGUAAUCACGUGAGAGCAGAGUGCAAUGGGGUUCCCACUUGGACAGAUAGAACCCACGCAAACAAACAAACCCACACACACUUCAUGUGGCUGGUGUCGAAUUAGCCAAGGUGCUUUGAGGAGAACGAUGACAUAUGAUUCUAAUUUUGAUGGCAAAGUUCUAAUUAUGAUGCCACAAAGACUCUGUGGAGUUCUAUGGGAGAUGUAGAAUGUUUGAGUGAUGAUGGUGUAUUCCUCAAACAUGUUGAGUUCAUAUCAGAUCCUACCUACUCAGAACCUUCCCUACUUGACUGUGUUCUGAUGGUUGGUGGAGAUCUCCUAACAGGAUCCGGUUUGAAUAUGGUUCCCCAGCAAAGUCUGGAGCUUUCCCUGGUUCCACCCAUGUGUGUUCUUCAGGACCAGAUAACUACCCUACACUCGUUAUCUUAAGCUUUGCAAAAGGUUUCCUGAAUGGCUUGUUAGUAGUAUUGCAGAAUGCUAUAUAGUCUGAAGAAGGCUGCAUGCUUUAAAAUGAAGUACAAGACCCAGUGAGGUUGUUUUGUUUCUCAUUCAGUCACCUUCAAUUUCAUGCCAAAACUCAAGGUGACUGGUAUUAUGGUAGUAAUAAUAAUAAUGAUCUCGCCUUCCAUAUGUAUCGGUCCAUUAAUCCUACUUCAGAUGCAACGCAUAAAACUUCAAGGCUGUAAAAUGUGAUUUCUGAAAGCCUAUUUUAGUCAAAGAAGCAAGAUGACGCUUCGCUUUAUUUUGCAUAUUUAGUUUUAGUUUUUCCUCCCCUUGAGAGACGUCCUACAAUGGGCAACAGAUCCAAAAGAAGCAAAUGUUUUCUGUUUUAUUUAUUGUAAAGAAAUAUAAAAAAAUGUAAUUUGAAAUGUUGCAAAGACCGUGACUUUUUAAUUAUGAAAAAAAAGAAAAAGAAUUGCAAUAUUUUUGAAUAUCAUUGAUCAUGUUGUUCAACAGAAGGGCUGAUAAUUAAAGAAUCCAUGUACUAAUAGU